Caretta caretta (loggerhead turtle) is the source of this 2055-nucleotide messenger RNA. It is a transcript of the gene TRABD2A, whose product is annotated as TraB domain containing 2A. Gene Ontology annotation, cellular component: membrane. Gene Ontology annotation, biological process: negative regulation of Wnt signaling pathway. Lineage: Eukaryota; Metazoa; Chordata; Testudines; Cheloniidae. Gene Ontology annotation, molecular function: metalloendopeptidase activity. The record is from RefSeq and is a predicted model, not a curated record.
GAGGAGAGGAGCGGCCGGUCCCCUCGGGAGGGCUCCCCGCUGCUGCCGCUGCAGAGCCCCGCUUUCCCCCCCAGUCCCGGCAUGGCGAGCCCCCCCUCCCGCGCGGCCCGGGGACCCUUUAAGGGGAGGGGGCAGGGGCUGGGAGGCCUGGUAUUGGGGUGACUCCGCUCCCCUCCGGCCAACGCUCGCGGCUCGCCAGUCCCCGGGCUCGGAGCGACGAUGGUGCAGCUCGCCUGGGCUUGCCUGGUGCAAAGCUGCCUCCUCCUGCUGGCCCGAGCACGCCGGAGCUCGAGCCCCGCCAGCGGGGACCCCGCCGCCAGCUGCGAGCUCCACCGGAAACAAAGCGAGCUUAACUCCUUCCUGUGGACUAUAAAGAGAGACCCCCCAUCUUACUUUUUUGGCACCAUCCAUGUCCCGUACACCCGGGUCUGGGAUUUCAUCCCUGAGAACUCCAAGAAGGCCUUCCAGCACAGCCACAUUGUUUACUUUGAACUGGACCUCACAGACCCCUACACCAUCUCCGCUCUCACCAGCUGCCAGCUGCUGCCGCAGGGCGAGAACCUCCAGGACGUGCUCCCCCGGGACAUCUACCGCCGGCUCAAGCGUCACCUGGAAUACGUCAAGCUCAUGAUGCCUUCGUGGAUGACUCCGGACCAGCGGGGCAAAGGGCUCUAUGCUGACUAUCUCUUCAAUGCCAUCGCUGGGAACUGGGAGCGGAAGAGACCUGUGUGGGUGAUGCUGAUGGUGAAUUCUCUGACCGAGGUGGACAUUAAAUCGCGUGGCGUCCCUGUCUUGGAUCUUUACCUGGCCCAGGAAGCCGAGCGCCUGAGGAAGCAGACCGGGGCUGUGGAGAAAGUGGAGGAACAAUGCCAUCCACUGAAUGGGCUGAAUUUUUCCCAGGUGAUCUUUGCUUUGAAUCAGACUCUCUUGCAGCAGGAGAGCCUCCGAGCAGGAAGUCUCCAGACCCCAUAUACGACCGAGGACCUUAUCGAGCAUUACAACUGUGGGGACCUCAACUCCAUCAUCUUCAGCCAUGACACUUCUCAAGUCCCAAAUUUCAUUAACGCCACCCUGCCACCCCACGAGCGCAUUACUGCCCAAGAGAUAGACAGCUAUUUCCGCCAGGAGCUGAUCUACAAGCGCAAUGAGAGGAUGGGAAAGAGAGUGAAGGACCUGCUGGAGGAGUACCCUGACAAGAGUUUCUUCUUUGCAUUUGGAGCCGGUCAUUUCAUGGGCAACAACACAGUGAUUGAUGUUUUGGGAAGAGAAGGGUAUGAGGUAGAACACACUCCUGCUGGACAACCCAUCAACAAUGGGAAGAAUCAAAAAACCUGGUCAACCUUCUCAUCAUCCUCACCGGCGUACACCCCCUAUGUGAUUGCCCAGGAGCUGCACCGCCCGCCGCAUCCUCAGAAAGAGGAAGAGGAGCUUCUGCCCCACCUGCUGCUGCCCGAGCGUGUCGACCUGCUGGAGAAAGUGGACAGGAAAUACAAGAAGAAGAAGAAGAAGAAGCAACAGAAGAAGCAAAGGCUGCGCCAGUUUAACGACCUCUGGGUUCGCAUUGAAGAAAGUACCACUGACCCACCUCCCCGGAUUCGCAUCAUUAAUGGCUACAUUACAGUAGAACCUCAGCCACGGGGACAUGGGCGAUCCAGUCACCUCCACACAGAAACCAGCAGGGCCCAUGUGCCUGUUCACUCUCUGCUCAUCUUGCUAUUGACACGGGCUUUGCAGACAUUAACAAUGCUGCAGUGAGACUUGGGGUGAAACUGCAGGGUCUUUGGCUAAAAAACUUGGGGGGUGGGGGUGGGAAUAGAAGACCAGAAUCUCCAGGUGGGAUGCCUGUUCUUUGGAAUAUCUUUAGAUUCCUCCUUUUCCUGAAUCUGGACCCCUAACACUAUUAACUGGCUUGACAUGCCCAAUACAGGAGAAGAUAUUUUUAAUGAAAGCCAUUAUUUAUUCUUCUCUUGCAGAAGAAUUAUUGCAAGGUAUCCCAUAAUGCUCUUGGGAGAUGUACAAUGUCGCUGUAACAUAGCUGCUGUUUAGCUGUAUGAA